This is a messenger RNA of Galeopterus variegatus (Sunda flying lemur), 2121 nucleotides long. Its product is annotated as leucine-rich repeat-containing protein 37A2-like. The record is from RefSeq and is a predicted model, not a curated record. The annotation marks the transcript as partial. Lineage: Eukaryota; Metazoa; Chordata; Mammalia; Dermoptera; Cynocephalidae. The transcript is spliced from 6 exons.
AUGGGAGCAACACAAGUGUCACUUACAACAAUUGAGAACACUAUCCUGAUGACUCUUGAAAUGGAAAAACUGAUCUUACCUAGCCAUAUGGCCUGCUACCUCUGCCAAUUUAAAAAUAAUAUUGAGGUUGUCUGCAAGACAGUCAAGCUGCAUUGUGACAGUACAUGUCUGACAAGCACCACACAUUGCCCUGAAGAGGCAUCCCUAAAGAAUCCAGAAGGAAAAUUCAUGAAGAUAUUAAAAGCUCGGAAGAAGAACAUGAGCACUGAGCUGAUGAUUGAGCCAGAGAAGGCAUCCUCAGACAAAACUGGCAUGAACUGGGUAAAUAUGAAUGAGGAGCUAGACCUAAAUGAUAAAAGUGAAAUUAUACAUGCACUAAAUUACCUAUUUUCUUAUCUACCAGAGGGAAACCUAGAAGUUAUACAAUCAACAUUAUUACCAUUCAUUAAGCUGCUUUUUUCAAAUGUACAGGAUGAAGAUAUGCCCACGGGUUAUUUGAAAAAAAACACAAAUAGCCCCUCUCUUAUACCUGAAUCCAACAAUUCACCCUACACAAAUAAAUUGGGGAAGCUCCAUUUUCUCAAAAAUUUGUUAGAUACGGAAACUGAUGAAAAAAUUGAUGAGAUUAAGAAGAAAGAAAAAACUGCCAUGCUUAUGCAGUCUAGUCCUUUAGGACCCAAAGUUAAACACCAACUAUUUUUAAAGAAAUUAGAAACUGCCCAACCACAGGAGGACAUCCCGGCAAAACUUGAGAGUAUAGGGGAAAGGUUGCAGAGAGCGUACAGAGUCCUCAAGGGGCGAAGAGGCAGAAAGAACAGGCACGUCAAACAAGUGAGGGAUCAGAGCAUCUUUGAGGGGUCAGAGCAUCAAGAGGGUUCAGAGCAGCACAAGAAUUCUGCUGCAGAUUCUCCUGUGACUGCAUUAAAGUCAGUGUCAACUGCUAAACAACCCAGUGAAACACAAUGGGAAUACGUCAGCCGGGAGAUUGACUUACCCCCCAAGCACAAAGACUUCAGUCACCCAUCGCUUUCAUCCCCAGGUGAUCAAUUUGAACUUCAGGUGAACCAGCACCUACAAUCCCUCAUGUCCAACAGUGACAUGAGAAGGCUCAUUUCUCAUGUUCUCCGGACUUUGAAAACGGACUGCUCUGAGCCCUAUGUACAAAUGGCUUGUGCCAAGCUCAUCUCCAGAACAGGCCUCCUGAUGAAGCUUCUCAGUGAGCGACAGGAAGCAAAGGCGUCCAAGGCAGAAUGGGAUCCGGACCAGUGGAAAAGUGAGAACUACAUCAGUGAGAGCCCAGAAGCCCAGGGUGAACAGAAAGACCAGGAGUCACCUGAGGUGAGGACAACUGCUGAAACAGGAGACCCCGAAUUUUCCAUCAUUUAUCCUUUAGGACCCAAAGUUAAACACCAACUAUUUUUAAAGAAAUUAGAAACUGCCCAACCACAGGAGGACAUCCCGGCAAAACUUGAGAGUAUAGGGGAAAGGUUGCAGAGAGCGUACAGAGUCCUCAAGGGGCGAAGAGGCAGAAAGAACAGGCACGUCAAACAAGUGAGGGAUCAGAGCAUCUUUGAGGGGUCAGAGCAUCAAGAGGGUUCAGAGCAGCACAAGAAUCCUGCUGCAGAUUCUCCUGUGACUGCAUUAAGGUCAGUGCCAACUGCUAAACAAUCCAGUGAAGCACAAUGGGAAUACGUCAGCCGGGAGACUGACUUACCCCCCAAGCACAAAGACUUCAGUCACCCAUCGCUUUCAUUCCCAGGUGAUCAAUUUGAACUGCAGCUGAACCAGCACCUACAAUCCCUCAUGUCCAACAAUGACAUGAGAAGGCUCAUUUCUCAUGUUCUCCGGUCUUUGAAAACGGACUGCUCUGAGCCCUAUGUACAAAUGGCUUGUGCCAAGCUCAUCUCCAGAACAGGCCUCCUGAUGAAGCUUCUCAGUGAGCGACAGGAAGCAAAGGCAUCCAAGGCAGAAUGGGAUCCGGACCAGUGGAAAAGUGAGAACUACAUCAGUGAGAGCCCAGAAGCCCAGGGUGAACAGAAAGACCAGGAGUCACCUGAGCUCACUAAGUAUGUUCCAGGAUAUGGCCAUGACAACAAACUCAUCUUGGCAAUAUCUGUGACU